AUGAUUGUCAUCAUCCUUUCCAUUCUCUUCUUCUCCGUACCCCCCCUCUCAUCUCUCUUUCCCACCCAUGCCGAUCGCCGCCGCCCUCCGCUUCCUCCAGGGCCAAAAGGCUGGCCUUUGGUCGGCAACCUCCUCCAACUGGGCACCAAGGUACACCAAGCUCUUCAGCACCUAUCAAAUUCUCAUGGUUCUGCCGGCCUCCUUCGUCUCCGCUUAGGCACUGUCGAUGUCAUCGUCAUAUCCUCCGCCUCCGCGGCCGCCAAGUGCUUUCGCAGCAACGACACCAAACUCAGCAGCCGCCCCCCGAAUUCGAUGGGCAGACACAUUACCUACAACUUCCAGGACCUCGCAGGACAUAUAAUGGCGCCCUACGGGCCGCGGUGGCGGAUGCUCAGGAAGAUCUGCGCCACGCAUCUAUUCUCAACUAAGGUCCUGGAUAGCUUCCAGCACGUGCGAGAAGACGAAUUGGCGACGCUCGUUCGCGACGUGGCUUCAGGGAGGGAUGCGGUGAUUGAUGUGGGAGCGGUGGUCAACACGUGUGCAACAAAUGCUCUGGCACGUGAGUUAGUUGGACGGCGGGUGAUCGUCGGAGGCGAGGAGGCGGCCAAGUUCAAGGAAAUGGCCGCAGAGAUAUCGAGGCUGGCCGGAGAAUUCAAUAUCGGCGAUUUUGUGCCUGGGAUCGACUGGCUUGACCUUCAGGGUUUGAACAGAAAGAUGAAGAAAACUCGUGAAAGAUUUGGGGAGUUCUUAGAAAAAAUAAUUGAUGAUCACCGUUCGAAAGGCUUCAAUCACACUAAAGAUUUUCUAAGUGUGCUUAUUGAGAUGCACGAUAGUGCAAAUGAGGAGCUCGACGAUAUCAACAUCAAAGCAUUGCUCCAGGAUAUGUUCAUUGCGGGAACUGAAACUACAUCGAUUACAGUAGAAUGGAUAUUAGCGGAGCUCAUUCGUCAACCAAAGAUCCUUGCUCGAGCCCAACAAGAGCUAGACUCCGUCGUCGGGCGCAAUCGAUUUAUAUCUGAGUCGGAUCUAUCAAAAUUUCCUUUCCUCCAUUCCAUUGUCAAGGAAACCUUGCGGCUGCAUCCCGCGCUCCCUCUUGCUCUCCCCCGCAUGACGAUUGAAGAUUUUGAGAUCGAUGGCUAUCUCAUUCCCAAAGGCAUUACCGUACUUAUUAAUCUUUGGGCUAUUGGUCGUGAUCCCGCCGCUUGGCCAGAUGAACCCUGCGAAUUCAAACCUGAUCGAUUUGGCUCGAGUUCGCUGCAUGCAAAUGUUGACGUCAAGGGAAACGACUUCGAGUUGAUACCCUUCGGCAUUGGGCGAAGAAUGUGUGCCGGGAUAAAUCUUGGACUUCGAAUGGUUCAUCUCACAACAGCCAUUUUGUUACAUUCUUUUGAUUGGACAUUGCCAGAAGGUAAUAUGGCUCAAAUGUUGGACAUGGAGGAGAGAUUUGGGGGGACUAUGCCCAAGGCAAAGCCACUUAUGGCUAAAGCAAUGCCAAGACUCGCACCUAAUACUUAUCUUUAA
Molecule: messenger RNA, 1521 nt
Organism: Phalaenopsis equestris
Lineage: Eukaryota; Viridiplantae; Streptophyta; Magnoliopsida; Asparagales; Orchidaceae
Product: flavonoid 3'-monooxygenase-like
Molecular function (GO): monooxygenase activity; iron ion binding; oxidoreductase activity, acting on paired donors, with incorporation or reduction of molecular oxygen
Source: RefSeq, a predicted model, not a curated record